AUGCCGGUCUCUUUCCCGACGACUAGUACUGUCGCUAAGCGAGUCGAGCAGAAUGCGUACAAGACAGUAGAGUUGGCAGAGCUCGUGAAGGCGGCAUCACGCGGUGAAGGGGAGGGAAGGGGUAAGGGAAAGCAGGCUGAGGCGGGAGGAUCCAAGGACAUCUCCGAACCAUCCGGCACUCAUGUUCACACGCUCACUAUCGAGGUCGAGCUCGGCGCCCCUCCGCCACAGAUCACAUACCGCCAUCGCGAACCGGAAGCCAACCCUGCAUACGCCCAGUUCGACGCCCUUCGAAGCUCUCUCAAGGCUGCCGCGAAGGCCUGCGAGCCCUUGGAUAUCAUCCGCCCCGCGGACCAGGUCCUAGGUAUAGACCUUCCGCCGAGCAAAGGCGCGUUCGCGCCCAAAUCUACCCCGAGCGUUGCGGUCUACCCGAGCUCGAGCGAGGAGAGGACUACUCGGGGAACCGAGAGACCUCUCGUCCGUCUUGAAGAGAAAACACGGUGGAGGGACUACAGCCUGGACAUCCCGGGUGCGAAGGAGUGGAACAAGCAGUCCACGGCGUGGGACUCGACGAGCUGGCUUCAUGCCGUGUUGGCGCUGGAUUCGAGGGAGAGGGCCAUGCGCAACCAGGUGUACAGGGAUGAUGUCAGGCGCUUUGAGCUUCGGACGGGUUUGCAGAUGGCCUGGGAGCCAGCUGAGGGGAAGAAGGCGGCAGAGAAGAAGGCCCAGCGGAAGAAGGGCGCCGAGGAGGGGUCUGACGGGGAAGAUGAGGAUUAUGAGGACAACGAGGAUAACGACGAGAGCGAGAUCGGGGAUGAGGAGAAGGAGGGUGAGAAAAUUAAAUUGAUCAUCACCGUCAACGUCUAUCUCAACUUCGCCGCCCUGGCUACCCCGGCUCCGGAGAUCGGUACGGACCUCAUCGGCCUCAUCCUCCACUCCAUCAUUCCCUCGGAUCUCCCCCUCAUGCUCGAUGCCUCGGACAAGAGGUACGACGCCCUUCGUUCAUUCUUCGCCUGUAUGCAGCCGGCGCCUUUCCUACCACGCGGUAUGAACGCGUCCGACCUUCAGCCCAAGGCGAUGCGGUCGACGCUACUGCCCUUCCAGCUCCGAACACUGCGGCUUUUACUCGAGCGCGAGCACGCGGCGGGAUACGAGAACCUCUCUCUCUCGGAAACGGCGGAUCCGCGAGGGUUCUGGGCGCAACUUGAAGUAGGCGGAGAGAACGUGGCGUACCGGCGAGCCACGGGCGAGAUGUUGUCUCUGCCCGAGUCGGUGGCUAGCGCAAUAGCGAACCGCAAGGGCAAGGGGAGAGCGAUGGACGCAGAUGUCGACAUGGAGUCAGAGGGAGCGCUAGGAGGGUUGAGUGCAGCGGACCGAAAGUUGCUGCCCCCGCUGGUGGAUCUGUCAAAGGUCCGGGGGACCAUGCUCUGCGAGGAAAUGGGCCUCGGCAAGACAGUCGAAGCUAUUGCUCUCAUGCUACACCACCGCCACCCUCUCUCUACAUCUCGGUCCUCGCUCGAAAUGGCUCCCGAAGCACCCGCAUCAUCGUCAGAAGAGGCCGAAGAAUUCGACAUUGACAUGCUCGAUGACGACGCGCCGCUCACUGCCGCCCGAGAGCGUAAACGCGUGGCUGCGGCCCAUGUCAAUGUGCCCAAUAUGGACCUUCUGGCGGGUCCGCCGGGAUUGGAGGAUGAGGAGAUCAGCGGAUGGCUUCAGGCAGAAUUGGACGCGUUUAGCGGGACAAAGGUCUGGAGCGAGGAGUCUCAGCUGGAUGUGACGGAGGUUGCGACCACGCUCAUUGUCACUCCAUCUGUUCUUCUCAAGCAAUGGGUCUCCGAGAUCCAGACGCACGCCCCUGGACUCCGAGUUUGCGUGUAUGAAGGCUGGAAGAAGCUUCAGGACGGCAUCAGGAGACAACAAGCAUCGCAGAACAAGUCAAACGGCGCGAAGCCCGGCGACAAGAAGCGGAAAGCCACCGAGGCGUUGAGGAAGAAGGUGGUCAAGAAGUACAGUGGUGGAAAGGGGCAGGUCAACGGGGAGGAGGAAGCGGAAGGGGCGGAAUACGUCGAGGAGCCGGUCAAGGAGGAAGCGUCGAGCGCGGACCCUUUGAGUCUGCUUGAGGUCACUCAGGUGGAAUUCGAGAAGUAUGUCCGGGCGCACGAUAUCGUCAUUUGCACGUAUCAAGACUUGGCUUCGGAUCUCAAGGUCGCGCACCCGGCGCCUUCGCGGUCCAGGCGCAAAAAUAUCGACUACAAGGAGAACGAGCGCCCGAGAAGCCCUCUGAUCAUGGUCGAGUGGUGGCGUGUCUGCAUGGACGAGGUCCAGCUGUCCAGCGAUCAGUCCGCUGCUUCCGAGAUGGUUGCUCUGAUUCCCCGCCGAAACUCCCUCGCUGUUUCCGGUACCCCCGCCAAGACGGACAUUAAGGAUCUCUUGGGUGUCCUCCGCUUCCUCCGUGUCCCUCGGAUCCCAUACGACGGCCGCCUCUGGUACCGUCUUCAGCAGCCCUCAUUCCGGCCCGCCUUCGAAGGCCUCUUCCGCGCCAUCUCCGUCCGCACUACCAAGCGCCAAGUCCAGGACGAACUCACUAUUCCUCGCCAGACGCGAUACGUCGUCCCCAUCGAGCUGUCUCAAAUUGAACAGCACUACUAUCUCGAUACCCUCGGUCGGCAGCGGGAGAUCAUGACCCGCCGAGGUGGGGGCGGGCUGGACCGUGCCGCCCUCAAGGCGUGUCUUCUCAACCUCCGCCAGAUCUGUACGCACAUGCAGGUUGGGCUCUUACAGGCGGGCGCUGGGGGCCCGCGGGAACGGCUGAAUCUGGGGAAGGAGUUGAUGACGAUGAAGGAGGCGCUGGAGAAGAUGAAGAGCGAUCAUGUCGCUGAGUUCCUUUCUGAGAGUCGCCUCCAGCUUCGCUUGAUGGUCCGCCUUGGCCAACUCAUCCUGUCUGACAAAGACAACGACCUCCGUCUUCUUCAAGCGGCCGCCAAAUUUGAACGGUGCCGCGAGACGAUCACCAAGCAGCUCGGACCGGUCCGGGAGGAGCUUCAACGUCUUCUCGCCGCGAACGGCAAUAUCGAGAUUGACGACGAUGCCUUGUCGACGGGUACAGCGGAGAAGAAGGGGUUGAGUCAGCAGGAGAAGGAGAAGGCGGGAGCGAUCACCAGUGCGAGGACGACAAUCAGGGAACUGCUUUUGAUUUUGCAUCAGGCGAGCUUCUUGAUGGGUGAUGUGAGGCAUCAGCAGGGGGAGGCGGAUCUAGAGACUGAGGAGUACGCGAAGGCCGAUCAGAUCAGGAAAGAGAUUCUUGGCGGAUCGCUCCGACAGUCCAUUGUCGCGAUUGCCAGACUCGACCGCCAGGUUGAGGCGAGCGACUUCAAGGACGUGGAGAUGCUUCAGACGGAGGACGAUUGUGGGCGGGGCGGGAUCUCGUCGGCGGACGCGAUCGAGUCGUCUAAUGAGCUUUUGCGGCUCAUCAAUGAGAACACCCUGAUCAUCUGGGACUGGCGACAGAAGAUCAUCGAGCUUCUCCGUGCGCCCGUCGAGGCUGAGCAGGCCGAGGAUGCUGUUCCUGGCGGUGAUGCGCCGGCGGAGGCGAACGCAGAGGAAGACUUCUACGGCAAGAGCUUGAAGUCGCAGGGCGAGCUCCAGUGCUACAUGACUGCGUACGCCGCUGCGUUGGUGGACCGACGAGCAGAGAUGAUCAGCGAAGAGCGGAAUCUGUUCGCCGAGGGUGACGCUUCUCGUCCUGCCGAGCGAACGACCGCCCGAGCCCGACAGGCCAAAGAGGCCGGACUGGAGCUCGGCUUGUACGAUGAAGACGACGAAAACAAAAAGUUGCUUGACGAGCUCAUGCAGGAGAGGCAGGCGUUUAUGGACGCGCGGAAGGGAACGUGCGAGCGGCCUCUGAAGGGCUACCUCAUUGAUCUCAAUGGUGUUGUCCACAAUACCACCAUGAGGAGAGAGGAGGUUCAGAUUGCCAAGCAGGCUGCGGACUUUAUCCGGGGGUAUCACAAGGAGCAGGCGACUCACUUGGACAACCUCAAUAAGGAGCUUGAUCUUUUCCGCGCGACUUUCAACUACCGCGUCAAGUUCUUUGCGGCCCUGCAGGAGAUCUCGGAUAGUGUCGCCGAGCCCGACGCCGCCCCCGAAGGCAAAAAGAAGCGCGACGUGCACGACGAGAUCCGGUCCGUCGACGCGGAAAUCACCGCGAAAGAGGUCCGGCUGGCGCAGCUCACCACGCGGGGUCGAUACCUCGACUUUUUGGGCGGAGGGCAGGCCGAGAAGGACGAUGAUGAGCUGCGCGAAGACUGUAUCAUCUGUAUGGGCAGUUCGGACGAUACUCAUGGGUUGUUGCUGGAGUGUGGUCAUUUCUUCUGCGCUUCUUGCUACAAGGCGUACCGGUCUUCCCAAAGUCGAGGGUGUCCUUCUUGUCGCCGAGAUAUCGACGACAAGGCCAUCACCCGGUUCAAACUCGGCGGUGCACCAUCCAAGACCAACCAAAAGGAAAUGCGAGCCCUGGCAUCUGCCGACGCAGCCGCCAUCACUGCCCUGGAUGCCUCUGCGCCCGCUGCUGGUCCGUCCGGCGAAGCGGCGGCUGCCGCCGCUGGCACAUCCGCCGACGCACUCCUUGCUGCCCAGCUGGCAGAGGAGGAUCGAGAAGGUCAAAACCUGCGUGAGAUGGAGGAGCAGGAGUUUGGUGCUACGCGUGCAGAGGAGGUCGAGAAGCAGGCGAGGGAGCGGGAUAUGGCUCGGGUGAAUAUGCUGGAUUUGGAGACGCGGAGGGAGAUUGCGCAUAUGGAUAUGAUGGGGGAGUAUGGGUCCAAGAUCGACUUCCUCGUCAAGCAUCUGUUGCACUACCGAGCUCGCCAGCCCGAGGCGAGGCACGUCAUCUUUUCGAACUGGUCCGACAGUCUCAACAUCGUCACGCGCGCUUUGAGACAGAACGGCAUCAAGUUUGCCUCCUUCGAUGGUAACAAGACCAAAGAUGUCGUCGACAACUUUAUCAAGGACAAGUCUAUCACCGUCUUCCUGCUUCAUGCCGAGCGUGAAAGUGCCGGUCUCACCCUGACGACCUGCCAAGUCGUCCACCUGCUCGAGCCCGUCCUGCGCCACUCGUUCGAACUCCAAGCGAUCGGCCGAGUCGACCGUCUCGGCCAAAAGAACGAAACCAAGGUCUACUGCUACGCAACGCGCGAUACUGUCGAGUCGCGCAUCCUCGCCCUGGGUGUUCGGAACGGAACGUCCAUCUACCUGAAGAAUGAUGAUGCGGACAGAGGGGAGAUGGAACGGCGGGCGGAUAAUGUGGUUAGUGCUGCUGGUAAAGGAGGAGAUUUGGGGGCUGGGGAUGGGACUGGGAAUGAGGAGGAGUUGCUCAGUUUGUUGCUUUGA
Messenger RNA from Dioszegia hungarica, 5385 nucleotides. RefSeq names its product SNF2 family N-terminal domain-containing protein. NCBI's taxonomy places the organism in Eukaryota, Fungi, Basidiomycota, Tremellomycetes, Tremellales, Bulleribasidiaceae. Gene Ontology annotation, biological process: DNA damage response; protein polyubiquitination. The transcript is spliced from 19 exons. Gene Ontology annotation, cellular component: nucleus. Bases 1 to 5385 code for a protein of 1794 amino acids. The record is from RefSeq and is a predicted model, not a curated record. Gene Ontology annotation, molecular function: ubiquitin protein ligase activity; ATP-dependent chromatin remodeler activity; ATP binding.